Messenger RNA from Babesia bigemina, 3516 nucleotides. Its product is annotated as ankyrin repeat domain containing protein, putative. Gene Ontology annotation, molecular function: protein binding. The transcript has a single exon. The coding region runs from base 1 to 3516 and encodes 1171 amino acids. The record is from RefSeq and is a predicted model, not a curated record. NCBI's taxonomy places the organism in Eukaryota, Apicomplexa, Aconoidasida, Piroplasmida, Babesiidae.
AUGGUGAAGGCAAAGCAUGGAAGCAACCCUCCAACCGGUGUCGAUGUGGAAGGCGUGCUCAGGGAUUUCGCCGAUCGCAAGCUAUCCGAAGAGAGAGGAUGUACCGUCGAGUCCCUCCAGAAGAGGCGCGCUGAAGCAUUCAAAAAUGCCGCUGAAGACGAAAGAUUAUACAAGGUUUUCGCCUCCUGUUUCAUGGAGAGGCGCAUGUGGAGAGAGGCGCUUACCGAACUUCACACUCGCCUUUACCUUUUAGACAAAGAAUCGAAGGAAUACGAAGCCACUAUGGAUAUGAUACGCGUAGCUCAGCACAACCUGUUGGCAGAGGUGAUGCCCAUACCGGUAGCCUUCAAGGAACUGCUCUUUGUCAGGGACCUCGAGGAAAAGUGGUCAACUUGGAUGUCGCAAGUGGGUUACACAGAACAGUUGACCAAUGUGACGCGUGCUGAAAAUGCGAUGGAGUAUAGGUCAAAUACGCUGGUUACAAGAGUAAACCUGAAGCCGGGCAGUCUCCUCAUGAGGAAACGGCCCUUCGCCGCGGCGCCGUGGUGUAGCGACACCGCUGACUGGCAGUCAAGCACGGACGCCGACGCGCGGCGCAUCAGCUGCUUUCAUUGCCUUUCUGUGAUGCGACAUGUGACCGACCCUGACUACCAGAGCAUGACAUUCGUAUCAUGCCCUCUGAGGCCGUUCGAAUGUUUAAAAGUGUUCUGUUCCGAAGACUGUUUCCUUCACAACGGCGCCGUACAUGCGGCUGAGUGUGAACAUUUGAUGAAGUUAAAAUCGUUUGCAACUACCGCAUUGAACGAGACGUUCGUCAUGCUCACUGCACGUACGCUCAUUCGGUGUGGCCUAUGCGCGGGCAAGCGCAACUCCGAAUCGUCGCGACCAGCUUCUGGUGCGCCAACCGAUGCCCGAGGUGAUGUGCUCCAGCAAAUACUCGACGUCAAAGUGGACUACGCAACGUUGGAACAAAGGUACUUACACAUUUUAGACAAACUUCAGAUGUUCGCGGACUUCCUUUUGAAGGAAAUGGGAGUGAAAUUCUGCUUGUACCUGACACGCCGGGAACUUGUCCAUAUGAUGGUGGUCUUGUGGACUAAGAGCGUGUCUCUGAAGCCGGAUGUUUACUCCGAUGAUGAGAAUGUGAUUAUCGGCGGCGUUGUCUUCGAUGCUGACAUGAUGUGUUUCCAGCAGUCCAGACUACCCACUCUGGUCGCGCAUCUGGACGGUGUGGGACGGGUGUCUAUACGCUCCAUCUACACAAUGGAGCCAGGCAUGAAGCUCUUUAUCAGCACCGCCAUGGACAAGUACGUGCCUUUUUUCAUUCAGGAUUCCGAAUUUUGGUCGGCAGGCCUGUUGCUUUCUGAGGCGGUUGAAAACUGUCUCCCCAAGAAGUCACCUGAUAUAUCUGCCGUGAGGUGUGGGCAGUGCAUUAGGGGGUUUUGCCAUAUAGAUGCCCUGAAAAGCCCCGUGGACGGACAGGCAGACGAACGGUCCCCGAAGGAAUACUCGUGGGCAUGCAGCAACCGUUGUGCGACGAACGACGAGGACCUCAAUCAAAUUGAGAACAGGGCUGAAAGCAUAAUCAUGAGGGCGCAUCGCCUCUAUGUCGUUGGGCAACACUUGGUGGUCAGAAAGUUGCUCGAUAACUUCGUGUGGAGAUGGUCGGGGGCCCUACACCCCAAGCACUACUUACUGUACAAUGCGCACGUGCUGCUUGCGGGUAUUAAGAUGAACAAGGCAGGGUCUAACGCUCUGGAGGCAGUGCGCCAUCUUACAGCGGCAACGAUCAUGGCAGAGGAAAUGCUGCCUCUGGUUUGCCACGAGAAGGCGCAUCUUUAUUCCAGGUUGGCGGACUUGAUGGGCCAGCUCGUGAUGACCGCGCGGGUGAACCGCAAGGAAGACGUUCAACUGAAGCAGAUGACGCUGGAGGCUGCGUAUACGGCGCUGUGGAAUUGGACCGUCAUAGCGGGGGCAGAGUCCCGCGAGGCACUGAUUCACAUGCAAAAGUGCCGCAAUAUCGCAUUCCAAAUGAACGUCCACGUUUCCAAGCUGUGCAAUAAUUUUGUGAUCCACGUGCCGGGAAAGUACAUGGAAAUAUUUAAGCAGGUCACCGGCAACUGCGUGCUGCCGCCGGUUUUCAGGUUUUCUGCGGCCGGCGACCUGUCGGAGACCACCACUGACCACGUCGCUACAAUCGCGUUCAUGGCUGCGCAGAGCGAGAUAUUGAACGAGGAGGUACUGGAAAUGCUCAUGUCAAUGGCUUCGUAUGGCAUCAUGCACCUUGGCACGGGUCUGAGCGUGCUGGGCAUCGCCGCCUCCAACGGGAGCGUGGAGAUGGUCAAGGCGAUCACGGAGUCAAUCCACACCAGGAUAGACAAGGCGUACGAUUUCAUCAGCAAGAACGGCAGCACCUCGAGUGUGGAGUCAACCAUCGCCAACCUGCUGUUGACUUUAGCCGGUGGAAAUGAAUUGGGUGUCACGCCUCUGAUAGCCAUGGUGUCCAUGCCCACAGCCAGCGACCCCCAGUCGUUGAAAAACGAAAUCAUCAUCUGCCGCCUCAUAGUUGAGUGCGCGGAGAAAUGCGACGAAAUCAUCGAGCGGCAUAGGGGUGCCGUUGCGGUGCAGCUCCGCAGCCUGCGGUGGCUGAUGGAGUCGAAGUGUACGGUCAAAAGUCUGGUCCUCGAUGCCCGGACGCACAAUUUUCUGCAGGGGCAAACGCUACUGCAUUACGCUGCCGCUAGAGGCAAACGGAAUCUCGUGCAAUAUCUGGCGAGGUUGAGCGGUAAUGUUAACCAGAUGAACCUCGAGGGCGCCACGCCGCUGCACCUGGCUGCCAUGGGAGCGCAUAUUGAGGUCUGCGAAACGCUGCUCAGUUUCGGCGCGAAGCAGAACGUGGCCAUGAACACGGGGGAGCUGCCGAUACAUCUUGCGGUGCACGCACUGCACGAGGACACGGUGAAGCUCCUGCAGGAACAGCACGCAAAGAACAACGGAAACAUGGAUGCCGCGUCGAAUUCUGCGUGCCUAGGUCGGAGGCGCAAGAGGGGCCCGUCCAUAUGGCACGCCUUGGUGUCUGGCAUAUACCGACCAGAGGCUUCGGCAAAGAUGGCCGGCGACAUAAGGCUUGACGUUAUGGUGUCAAGGUUGGAGAGGGCUGCGCGGAUAGCGCAAUUCCUGGCAGAGCAUACGCCGCCUCAGGAGAUGUACGUGUGGUCGGACAUGACGCCAUCGCAGCUGCUGCGCCAGAAGUGGGAAGAGUAUACCGAAGGAAACAGCCACCUGUUCGACGCCCAAGAAGGCGCACCUAUACUCCACAAAGCUGAUGUUGAUGCAUACCAGCCAGCCACUACACCGUGCAGCGUGUACAACGAGGGCACGGACACAAUAUUUGUGGCGGAGAGGGCCAUGCAGUUCCUAGCUCAGCUCCUGAAGCGCGCCGAGGAAGGAUCCGCCGAAGCCGCAAACCAGCGGACGGAUAACGGCGCGCCGCCUACUCCAGCCAAUGGAAGUUAA